UCAAAAUAAAGAAUUUAACAGAAUCAGAUCAUUGCACGACACGAAAAGACAUCAAGUAAUAGUUCUAAUAAAUAUAAAUAUAUUUAUAAACAUAUAAUAUAUAUUUGUGUAUAAAUAAUUUAAUAAUGAAGUCCCAAGAUAGACUUCACUUGAAAUGGAACGAUCACUCAAACUGCUUUUUACAGGCUUUUUUCCAGUAUUUAGUCACCGAUCGUAUGGUUGAUGUUACACUAUCUUGUCAAGGAAAACUUAUUAAAGCACACAAAAUUAUACUUUCAGCAAGCAGUAGUUAUUUUGAGGAUCUUUUCAAGUUGCACAAGCAAAACGAGGUUAUUAUAGUUCUUAAUUCAAUUUCUGCACGUCAAUUAAUGUUAAUGAUACAGUAUAUAUAUACUGGGGAAAUACAUAUCGAAGAAGAUGAUUUGUAUGACUUUUUGUUGGUUGCUGAGCAGCUACAAAUUAAAAGUUUAAAGGACGUACUGUCUAAAUUGAAUUACAAGGGUACAAAUUGUUUACUGAAUAAUGCUGCAAGCGGUGAUGUAGUUGCUGAGGAGAAACUUACAAAUGUGGAUGCUGAGAACACACAUAAUUUUAUCAAUGAUGAAGAGCCAUCAAGCCCUCCGGAUUCAACAAGUACUUCCACAGACAUGUUAGAACCUCAAGAGCAAAAUAACAACACAAUGCAUUUAGAAGAUGCUCCAAUGUUUCGAACACAAAUGAGUAUAAAAAAGACUCCAAAAAUUCGUAUUCGUAGAGCACCCAAUGCUUUCAUGAUAUUUUCUAACCAGUGGAGGAAAAAAUUAGCAAACGAACACAAAGAAGAGAGUAAUAAAAAUAUAUCUGUACGUCUUGGUUUAAUGUGGAAAAGUUUAGAUCAAGACGAGAAAGCUAAAUAUUAUUUAGAAGCCAAAAAUAUGGUUGAAGAAUAUAAAUUGAAGCACCCAGAUGCAGAUCAUUCUAAUGAAGGACGUAAACGUAAAAAACGCAAAAGGGAAGUUUUGCAAAAACAGAUUAAUAUUUCAUCUGAUUUAGAGACACCGAUGAAAUUGGAAAAACUAUCAAGCGGAUAUACAGAAAAUGAUUGUGAAUCAACUGAAAGUGCAGAUAAAAUAAAAGUGGAUCCUCAACCAGAUUUUCAACCAGAACUAAGUGAUGUAAUAAAUGCAAUCAUCGGAAAAGGAGUAACAAAUUGUAUUAUUGAAAAUAAUAAUAUUGUUACUCGAGCUGAAAUCGAACCGGCUUUAUUUGUAAAGGAAGAAAUUUUGCAAGAUGAUGACAGCGAUUAA
Molecule: messenger RNA, 1286 nt
Organism: Ctenocephalides felis (cat flea)
Lineage: Eukaryota; Metazoa; Arthropoda; Insecta; Siphonaptera; Pulicidae
Product: transcription factor Sox-13-like
Exons: 11
Coding region: 126-1286 (386 amino acids)
Biological process (GO): regulation of transcription by RNA polymerase II
Cellular component (GO): nucleus
Molecular function (GO): protein binding
Source: RefSeq, a predicted model, not a curated record